Magnolia sinica is the source of this 559-nucleotide messenger RNA. Its product is annotated as protein SWEETIE-like. NCBI's taxonomy places the organism in Eukaryota, Viridiplantae, Streptophyta, Magnoliopsida, Magnoliales, Magnoliaceae. Bases 197 to 472 code for a protein of 91 amino acids. Gene Ontology annotation, biological process: carbohydrate metabolic process. The record is from RefSeq and is a predicted model, not a curated record. The transcript has a single exon.
ACCGCACCUAAACCUUCUUCUCCCUGAAGGCAGGGUGCAAAACACCGCGUGGGAGCAGCAGUCUAUCGAGCACUAGAUCGUAGUUCCUCCCCAUCAAAUACCUGCUCUUUGCAGGGCUCCCAACCUCGCUGUAUUUCCGCCUCUCUCUCUCUCUCUCUCUCUCUCUCUCUCUCUCUCUCUGUCUCUCUCUCGUUGGAUGGCGAAGAAGGUGGAGAGGGAGAGCGUCCCUCUCUCCAGAUUCGGAGUCUUAGUCGCCCAGCUCGAAUCGAUAGUAGCUUCCGCACCACAGCAGCCUCCAGACGCCUUGCUCUGCUUCGAUCUCCUCUCCGAUCUCGUCUCCGUCAUCGACGAUGAACCGAAGGCCAGUACUUCUCUCAAUUCCCUUUCCUUCUCCUCCUUCAGAUCUAAUCCCCAUCUCCAAUCUCAACCGUCCGUGCAUUUCUUACUUCCAGUGACGGAUCUGAUUUCUUGAUUUUUUUUAUUAAUUAUUUUUUCUACUUAGUUGACGAUUUAACUAUAUUGGCAACUAGAUCAUAGUAAAAUCUUAGCAUCUACGCAA